Molecule: messenger RNA, 6061 nt
Organism: Thamnophis sirtalis
Lineage: Eukaryota; Metazoa; Chordata; Lepidosauria; Squamata; Natricidae
Source: RefSeq, a predicted model, not a curated record
UAAACCGCUUAGAGAGGGCUGAAAGCCCUAUGAAGCGGCAUAUAAGUCUAACUACUAUUGCUAUUGCUAUGAAAUGUUAAAGAAUGGGAUGGGGAAUUCGAGAACAUAUUUAGCAAUGGAGUUGAUGUUAGAUUAGAAAUUAAGAGCGAUUAGUGAUAUUGUUUAUGUAUUAAGAAAUAAGUUUAAGAUAAAAAAUAUGGAACGCGAGUAAGAUGGCUGAAAUUGAAAACAGAUAUGUACAAUGGAUUAUGUAUAUGAGAGGAUGGGAAAGAAAAGAUCUGGACAACACUUUGUUCAUAAAUUAUGUAAAAAUGUGCAAUAAAAAAUAAAAACCUUUGGGGGCGGAAGAGUAGGGAUUUGCGGGUUGUCCCCCCCCCCAAUCUUUAAUACAAUGUAUGUUCAUUCCAAAAAUGUUUUGUUCCCUCGAUGUUAAGAACAUUGUUUAGAUUUAAUUGCCUGUGUUCCUAAAACAACCCUUGUUUCAUCUCAACUGAGGUCUCCCAGCCUUUAAAAUAAAACAAGGCCAAAGAAAUUGGUUCAAAAGCCCUGUGCUGCCUUUCUCUUCUUCCCCAGAUAAGGCCUUGGAAGCGGUGAUGAAAUGUUUGGGACCUCGCAUUGUUGAACACAUUCACAAACAAGCCUUCGGCCAGGGCUUUUCAGGAGGCAGAAGAGCAUCGCCCGAUGGUGAGGAUGGGAAGUCCGGAAAUCCUAAAGUUUUCCCGAAACCGUCCAAGAGAGAAGGACAUUCCCGACACAGCUCCUCCGAUAGUAAAAGCAAGGUUGCUGAGGCUCCUGAGGGCCCCAGCAAAGAAGAGACCGCAGCCGAGGGGAAAUCUAAGAAAUUGCCUUUGGGAGCACCACCAGUGAGUGAAGCGGAUAUUCUGGCCAGUAAGUUUUGGAGUAAACCCAGGAGUAUGGGGACUAUUCUUCAAAUAUCUGACUUGCCAGAAGAUGUUUUUACAGAUCAAGAUAUUAAGAAAAUAGUUCAGCCUUUUGGAAAAGUUAGUGACAUAUUAGUUGACCGUUGUAAGAAAGAGGCUUAUCUUGAAAUGAAUUACAAAGAAGCAGUAAUAGCGGCUGUCAAAUACAAUGAAACCUGUCCUGUCCUCAUUAAUGGCAGGCGGGUGAAGAUAAGCGUGGCAGAAAAACCCAAGGCGCCUUCUAUCCAGAGCAAAGGAAAUGAGAAGAAAGUUCUUCAGAAUACCAAGGAUUCUGCCCCGAAUAAUAAGAAAGAGCAAAUGGCAUCUCAGGUGAAAAAAGGGACUUCGCUCUCUUCUGCCCCUAAAACGGAUGCCAAGAAACCCGGGAAAGUUGUCAAAAGCGGGGAGACCAAGGCAGCCCCAAAAGCCAAGAAAAUUGCAGACGGCAAGAAACCCAGCACCGUAAAAGAGAACAAUGCGGCCGAACCGGCAUCCUUGGAAGAGGGGAAAAAUCCUCCCAAGACGAAAAAACCUGCCGAGUCCCUCAAAGCCCUCGACUCCAAGGCCAAGGAGCCCCCCAAGGCCAAGGAGCCUCUGAAGGCCAAGGAGCCUCUGAAGGCCAAGGAGCCCCCCAAGGCCAAGGAGCCCCCCAAGGCCAAGGAGCCCCCCAAGGCCAAGAAGGCCGUUGAGCCCAAGGACAAAGAAGGGGCAAAGGCCAAGAAGGGGGGGGAAGGCAAAGCAAAGGAACCCCUGAAGGCCAAGAAGGCCACGGAGGCCAAGGCCAAGGAGCCCCUGAAGGCCAAGAAGGCCGUAGAGAACAAGAAGCCCGGGGAAGCCAAGGCCAAGAAGGCUGCAGAGCCCAAGAAAGCGGGGCAGUCGGACGCCAAAGAACCCCUCAAGGCCAAGAAAGCAGCCGAGCCCAAGGAGCCUCCCAAGGAGCAGAAGGCGGCGGGGGAGCCCAGCCAGGCCGGGGAAUCUCAGGGCAAGGAAGCCAGCAAAGCAGCUGACGCUCCAGAUAAGUCAGAAGCUGUUGAGAGUCCUGAAGCAGUUGAAACUUCCGGCAAGGAUCCAGAAGAGAUGUGUGUCGUGAUGAUUUCCAGUUUCCCCGAGACUGGGCUCAGUCUGGAGGAGAUUCGAAACUUAACCAAGCCCUUUGGGAAAGUUAAAGAUAUUUUAAUUGUGUCUUCGCAUAAGAAGGCAUACGUAGAAAUAAGUCGCAAAUCUGCAGAUUCCAUGGUGAAAUUUUAUACCUGCUUCCCAAUGUGGGUGGAAAGGAACCAGCUCUGCAUUUCUCUGGUCCCUGAGCUGAAGGAUCUAAAUGAGGAAAUCAUAUUUACUGCGAUGAUUAAAGAUGCAAAUCCAAGCGUGAACACGGAGACUCUGUACACCCAGUUUGUGCAUCUGGGGAACCUGCCGGAUGUGGGCUACUCCGAGCUUGAAAUCCUUUGCGUCGGCCUUCGCUUUGGACGAGUGGAUCAUUACAUGGUGAUAACCAACAAGAACAAGGCCAUUUUCCAGCUGAACAGUGCCGAGUCUGCAGCGUCCAUGUGCCGCUUCUUAAAAAAGUAUCCUUACAGUUUGGGAGAAGUGGAGCUGACCGUUGCCCGUUCGCCCAGAGUAGAACCUACAGCUGCUGAUGCUGUAAAAAAAGAAGUGAAAAAGCAAGAAGCAGGCCAAGAGAGCCCUGACUUGAAAACAAUUCCCGAAGGAUCAGGAGUGGUGCCCCCAUCUGCUGUUCCUCCCACGGAGGCCAAGGAAGACCGCGGGUCUGAUCCGGAGGCUAUCCCAGACACAGAGACUAAGCGCUUGGAUAGCGAGAAGGUGGUAGGGGAAGCGGCUUCCCAGCCCCUGAAGACGGAAGACUUGAAAGAAGACCCGGAAGCGUUAAAAAAGGACUUUGGGCUUGGAGCUCCAAGCACAGGCCAGGAUUUUGAGUCUCCAGACCUGAAACCCGAAGAAGCCGGCACUUUGUCCUCCUCUGCUCUGGUAAAGGAAGAAAAAAAGACUGAUCCUUCUGACCCGGAAUUGCCGAGAAAGGCCCCUCUGCCUGACGGAGAGAAGGCAAAGGAGGAAUUAGGGAAAGCAGAGGAAUUUCGCGGUGACGCAAACGAAGGAACCCCCGGAGCCCUCUCGGCCUCAGCCACGGAGGAAGAGACCAAGGCAGACCUCGGGCCGGGCUCCACCCAAGCUGCCCUGCAGGAAACGCCAAGCGCUGAUCCUCUGUCCAGUAACAGGCUGGCUUCUCCAGAAGCAGAUGCUACCGAACCCACCACCAGCUUAGCAGAGACACCUGCUCCCAAGGUGAAGGUGAAGGUGGAGGAAGAGCUGGAGGGCGCCUCUAGCGCCUCCCAAGCGGGUGCGGCGGUAGCCGAGCCAGCCGCGGCGGAAACGAAGGAGAAAGUAAAGGGAAGGGCUCAGCUGCUGCAGAGGGUUGAAGUGACCCUGGAGAAACUCCCGAAAGACUGGGCCUCAAGCGCUGAAGAAGUCAAACUGCAGGAGACCCCAGAGGAGAAGGCCAAGGUACAGAAGCCCGAGGAAAUUGUGACGAAGACACCGCAAGGUAAAGGACCGGGACCAGCGGAAGCCGAGGAAUCCUGCACAGCGAGCGCGCAGGAGGCAGAGACUGUAGCCGACACAGAGGCCGCUCCUGCCGCCAAGGCUUUGAACACACCCAAGACCAGACUUUCGGGUCGAAGGAAAGAGAAAAAGCCGCCCGGCAAGCCCGCUGCCAAGAGCCAAGGGGCGGCUGAGAAGACGCCGUCGCCAAAACCAGUGAGUCAGCAAAGGCCGGCGAACGCCCGGUCCAGCAUCCCAGAUAGCGCCAAGUCUAAACUAAGCAUGAGUUCGGUGGUGGUGGUUGCGUUAGGCGGUGGGAAGAGCUCCUCGCAGCAAGACAAGGACCCCCCGGCGGAGACCAAGGGGAGUCCCAAGCAGAGCCGAGAGCAAGACAGUAGAUCCUCCAACCUCAAGCGGGAUACCGGCGGCAAUAAGGUGUCCGCUGAGAGAAAUACCAGAAGCUCUAAAAACAAUCCUAAACCCAAAGAGGAAGAGGAGCUUUUUCCAUUUAAUUUGGACGAGUUUGUGACCAUGGAUGAAGUUGUCGAUGAAGCGGAGCCCCCUCAGCCUAGGAAGAACCCCGUAAGGGGCAAAAGGAAGGACCCCCCAAAGAAGAACCUUCCCUGCGAACCAGGCUCCAAGAGGAAGAAAGGCAAGGGGUUGGUCGCGGCCGAGAGCGAGGUCUCCUUCGUGACCUUGGAUGAAAUCGGAGAAGACGAAGGCGGGAUGGGCCAGGCGGACCUUCUGAGCUUGGAAGCCAUGACCGACGACGCCCAGGGACUGGUCACGGUUGACGAAGUGAACGAAGAGGAGGAGCUGAUCGAUGAAGAUAUUAAAGAUCCCCAGUCGCUGGUCACUUUGGACGAGAUCUCCGAGCAAGAGGAGGUCGCUCUCCCGGAGGGGGCCAAGGGGGCUUUUGCUUCAGGGGAGAGCGAGCCGGACCUCAAGACAGAGCCUUUAGUGACAGUGGAUGAGAUCGGAGAGGUGGAAGAGCUUCCCUUGAACCAGCUUUCCCACUUGAAGGAUGAGGAGGUGCUCAAAUGCUGCAAGGAAGAUGAGAAAGGAGGGGUUGAAGACGCCGGAGAUUUUCUCUCUUCCCAGAUCCCGGACGAUCCCAGCAUUUUAGUCACGGUGGACGAGAUUCACGAAGACAGCGACGACCAGCCCUUGAUGACUAUAGACGAAGUGACUGAAGAUGAUGAAGAUUUCUUGGAAGACUUCAACCGCCUGAAAGAAGAGUUUAGCUUUGUUACCGUCGACGAGGUGGGCAGCGAAGAGGAGGAGGAAGAAAAACCCGGCACAUCUGCCAGCAGAAAUUUAGAAGGAGCGACCAAAACGGCACCGGAGAAAAGAGCCGACGAGAACAUCCAGUCUUCUGCGGAAUCAGAAAACUUUAAAAUUCCAGCCAACCCCCCGUUAGAACGGAUGAAAAGCGUUCAGGGUAAACCUCUGGAGGGUGAAGCAUCUGCAGCCCAGCCGGGGGGUCCUGAAAAUGAGAAGCCCCUGGAAGAGGAGGUAGAGCUGCCCAGGGAAAAGAUUGAGCUAGAGUGUAAAGAAAAGGAGGAAAGAAAAGACGUGGAGCAAACGGAGACACUCACCGAAUCUGACGCCGGUUGCAAGCAGCUGCGGACAGAUAGGAAGCGGGUCGGCCUCGAGGUGGAGAGGCCCUCCAAGAAGCAGCGAAAACUCGUUGAGGAGCAGACCGGAAGCCUAAAGGUGCCCCUUCUCUCUGCAGAGCCGGUAGAGAACCAGAAGGAGCAGCCUUGCAGCAAGGGAAGCGACUCCCAAGAGGAGCAGCAACCGCUCGGCGACGGGGCGAGGCCUGCAGAGGACGCUGCGCCUGAAGCAACCGAAACGGAGGUGGAAGGAAGCCCAGCGGCCACUUCAGAGGAGGAGAGGAAGGGAGACGCUGUAGCGAUACCAUCCCCGAGCCCAGGGAUUUCCCCAGAGGGCAUGGCAGCUGGAGAACCACAGGCGGCACCCAAAGCAGCUGCCCAGAAUCCUGAGCUGAGCUCUGAUGUGGCCUUGGGAAAGGGCAGUGAGGCCGAUCCUUUGCAGCCCUGCGAAAAGCCUUGCAGAGAUCGGAUGGAAUCCAAAAGUGAAGAACCAGAAAGUAAACAGAGAAAAACAGAUUCCUCGGAGAAACCGAAGGCUCCAAGCCAGCUGAAAGAUUUAGACUUCCUUGUCCCCAAAGCCGGCUUCUUUUGUCAGAUCUGCUCCUGCUUCUGUGUGGAUGAAGCCUCCAUGAACAGCCACUGCCAGACUCCCCUCCACCAGCAGAACAUGGAGAAAUUCAUGGUCAAGAGCCCCGCAGAGGAGAAAGAAAAAGAAGAUACGGAAAAAGAGAGUUUAACGUGAUGGGAAGACGGGAAGUGCCUCCGCAGAAUUUCAUUUAGGGUCCAGUUGCUUUUUUUUGUGUUCUGUUCCUGGUUUUGUUCCGUUUCUACUUGGUUCCUUUUGAAGAUUUUCAUGCCGUAUUCACUUCGCUUCCUUCGAGAAGCAGGCUAUUAAAAUUGUGUAGUGAUUUUUAUUUCCUUCCACAAUAACGCUGGAAGCGCUCAAAUAAAUUCUUACCGUAGAGCCAA